This is a messenger RNA of Erpetoichthys calabaricus (reedfish), 2901 nucleotides long. RefSeq names its product adrenoceptor alpha 2B (gene adra2b). Gene Ontology annotation, molecular function: alpha2-adrenergic receptor activity. Gene Ontology annotation, biological process: platelet activation; adenylate cyclase-activating adrenergic receptor signaling pathway; regulation of smooth muscle contraction. The record is from RefSeq and is a predicted model, not a curated record. Gene Ontology annotation, cellular component: membrane. NCBI's taxonomy places the organism in Eukaryota, Metazoa, Chordata, Cladistia, Polypteriformes, Polypteridae. The transcript has a single exon. The coding region runs from base 843 to 2453 and encodes 536 amino acids.
CACACAAGUGAGCAAGUCGAAGAGAAGCCCCACAAGCCACGAGACAGACAGGACAGGACAGGGGAUGAGUGGACUUUUAAGGAUUCCUGUUCCAUGCUGGCUGAGAGACAAGCUGAGGACUACAGCACUUGUGACCGGACGGUAAAGGGGAUGGUUUACCUGCGAGGCUAUUUUAUCAGGUAGAAGGACGUGCCUCGAUAUAAUUUUUGGACGCUGAAGAAUAUCAAUUAUGUUUUAAUGCCUCGGGGGAUUACAAGCUGCCCUGGUUUGGUUUUCGGUGAUUCUUAAAGCUUUCGACUGCGGGAUCUUGACGAGGCGUAAUGUGAUAUUUCUGCAAGUAAAAUCGAUUAUUUGCUAAAGUUAUUUUGAAGUGCAGAAGUCCAGAUGUUUCCAGAAAUAACUUUCCAAGCUGGUACUUGACUUUUUUUUAUUUUUUUACGGAACUCCUCCUCCGCCUUCUUCAGCUCCUAGGGCACAUUCAGCUUUGCCCGCAUAGCUGCUCCACAGGCUUUUCUCCAAAUGAAACGUAAAAACCGCAGUGCCCAGCUUCUAGUUUACCACAAGCCCCGCGAGACUUCACCUCAACAGGACCCGAUGAAAGCUGGAGCGAGAUCGAUUGCCAAGGCCCGGGAAACUUGAGAGUAUCCCGAGGUGUUGACAUCCUGGGAGCCCCCACGUGCAGCCAUGGAGGUGAAAGUCUGGAAGUGGGCGCUUGGCGCUGCCCUCUGCAGGAUUUUGGCUGCGCAGACCUCACCGCGCCGCUAGAGAAGAUCGUACCUGCAGCAUCUCCGUGCCUGGCUUAUUUGACAGCUUUGCCACGUUCGUCCUCGUUGUGCUCGACAAUGUCUUCGGUUUCCUCCUGUCUCCGAGUUCCCUUUCAGACGGCCAAUCUGACCAACCCCAGCACUGGGCACAUGUGCAAUGACACCAUCCAGAAGUUAAAAGGGGACUCCCUUUACACCGCAGAGGCCACGGCGGCCAUCGCCACUAUAGUGACGUUUAUGAUCCUAUUCACGAUUUUCGGUAACGUCCUUGUGAUAAUAGCGGUGUUGACCAGCCGCUCCUUGAAGGCACCUCAGAACCUUUUUCUGGUCUCCUUGGCUGCUGCAGACAUCCUGGUUGCAACUCUUAUCAUCCCAUUUUCUCUAGCCAAUGAGCUUAUGGGCUACUGGUAUUUUAAAACAGUGUGGUGUGAAAUCUUUUUGGCCCUGGAUGUCCUUUUCUGCACUUCAUCUAUUGUACACCUUUGUGCCAUCAGCCUGGACCGCUACUGGUCAGUUUCUCAAGCCAUCGAAUACAACUCUAAGCGGACACCUCGCCGAAUUAAGGGCAUCAUUCUGACAGUGUGGCUGAUUUCUGCCACCAUCUCUUUUCCACCACUCAUCUCCAUGAACAAGAAAAAAAUGCAGCAGGGAGAUGGCCGACCUCAGUGUGAACUUAACAAUGAGAACUGGUACAUCUUGUCAUCGAGCAUUGGCUCCUUUUUUGUCCCCUGUGUCAUCAUGAUUUUGGUGUACAUCCGAAUUUAUCAAAUUGCUAAGCAGCGCACUAGACAACUCCCUGGUGAGAGAAGGGAGAUUUCUACAGAUGGUCAUGAUGCAGAAAAAAGUUACUCGGAGCCUAAAACUUCUUGCCACCAAAAUGGACAUCAUUCCAAGAAACCACACCCGGAGCAGAAGUUUUUGUGUAUCUCUGAGCAUGACACAGAAAACCAAAAUGGGCACCAGAACAACAAUUGUUUGCCCUCAUCCCAGCACCAGCAGCAGGCAUGUGAACAAAUUGCUCAAGGAUCCCUGUCUGCUCCUCGGCAGUCUCUUUGUAGCAUGUCUGCAAAUUACUGUGAUUGGGAAAGCUCUCCUGGAACUCAGAGUCCUGUUACAGGCCGGGAGGAAGGACUUUUACAGAUGCAAACGCAAGGCUCUCCUCCCCAGCAGGAUGGACCGGGGGAGAACAUUGAUAAUUCCACAUCAAGUUCUGAUCAGUGUGCUGACGAUGGCCAGAAAGUGGAAGGUAAAGCAGAUUGCAGUGCAAGCACUGGAUCACCGCCAUGCAAGAAUACUGUCCACAAAGACUUUCCACAGACAUCAGUCAGGUUUGGGGAAACCAUGACCACUUCAAAAGGGGAGACUUUUUUGGUGAAAAGAGCAAAAACGGUCACUCCCAAUACUCUUCGCCGUAAAGCCAUGCUUAACCGAGAGAAGAGGUUCACCUUUGUAUUGGCAGUGGUAAUCGGGGUCUUUGUUGUUUGCUGGUUCCCCUUCUUCUUCUCUUAUAGCCUGACGGCAAUCUGUCCCCAGAGCUGCAGGGUCCCAGACCCUGUCUUUAAAUUUUUCUUUUGGAUUGGCUACUGCAAUAGCUCACUGAAUCCUGUAAUUUACACAAUAUUUAACCAGGAUUUCAGGAGAGCCUUCAAGAAGAUCUUGUGUCAGACGACUAAAGGGACCUUUUUCUGAAAGACACGGGUAACAAUGCCUCACAGACUGAACUCCAAAAGUGCUGAUUUACCGAGUAUUACAAAAAGAUGGCAGCAGUCCACAGGGAGCAGAGAUUUGCAGCACAGCUGGUAUCUGACCCAGUGUAGAGGAACCUGAUGUUCCAAACAGCACAAUAUUUAAGUGGUUUGUUAAUCAAAGUGGGAAGCGUAAAAGUACAAUAACCUAUUGUUGGGAAUGAAAAAUUAAAAUGUGCAUUUUUGUUUUUUUCUGAAACCGGAUUGGCUGGCAUUCCAGUGCUGAUCUUUGUUGACUUGUUUCCACUGAGAUCUUCUUAUUUUUGUACUAUGAGCUGAAUGACAAUUAGGAUUGAAAGUUUAUUUUCAAAGGGAUGGUUUGUGUAAUGUAAGGCUCUUCUAGCUUAUAAUAUUUAAAGGAGCAAUCAUUCCAUAAAAUACAGGAACUAAUA